AUGAGGGAUGCAAAGAUCGUCACCCUCUACAAAACCAAGGGAGAAAGAAGCGACUGCAACAACUAUAGAGGCAUCUCCCUCUUAAGUAUAGUCGGCAAAGUGUUUGCUAGAGUGACCUUGAUUAGAUUGCAGAAGCUGGUUGAUCGUGUAUACCCAGAGUCUCAGUGCGGCUUUCGCUCAAAGAGGUCUACGAUCGACAUGAUCUUCUCUCUUAGGCAGCUUCAAGAAAAAUGCAGAGAACAACAAAUGCCGCUAUACAUCUCCUUCAUUGACCUGACCAAAGCGUUCGACCUAGUCAGUAGAGAUGGACUCUUCAAGAUCCUCCCAAAAAUUGGAUGCCCUCCAAAACUACUGAGCCUAGUGACAUCAUUCCACGUCGAUAUGAAGGGGACAGUACAGUUCAACAGUAGUUCCUCGGAGCCAUUCAGCUUCAAUAGCGGUGUCAAACAAGGCUGUGUCCUUGCCCCCACGCUGUUUGGUAUCUUUUUGCCAUGCUCCUCAAACAUGCAUUUGGUGAAUCGACUGAAGGAAUCUACCUACGUACCAGGUCAGAUGACUCCAACAGGCCUAAAGAAAACAAACGUUCUAAGCCAAGAUAGUUCCACAGCCCCAGCUAUAGCAAUCGACGACUACCAACUGGACGUCGUCCACCAGUUUACGUACCUGGGAUCAACCAUUACUGACAACCUUUCCUUGGAUGUUGAGCUAGAUAAGAGGAUCGGAAAGGCUACAUCCACUCUCGCUCGACUUUCAAAAAGAGUUUUGACAAACCCCACACUGAAAACUUGUACCAAAAUGGCAGUAUACAACGCCUGCAUAAUCGGCACUUUGCUGUACGGUAGCGAGUCGUGGACAACGUAUUCCAAGCAGGAAAGAAGGCUCAACACCUUUCAUCUGCGAUGUCUGCGCCGCAUCCUGGGCAUUUCGUGGCAGGACAAGGUGCCUAACACCGAAGUCCUAUCUCGGACGAACCUUCCAAGCAUGUUCACUAUGCUUCGACAACGCAGGUUACGCUGGCUCGGGCAUGUGCGUCGAAUGGAUGACGGACGUUUUCCCAAGGACAUCUUGUAUGGAGAAUUGAGAUCUGGGAAACAAAGCAUUAGGCGCCCACAACUUCGAUUCAAGGAUGUCGUAAAAAGAGACAUGAAGGCCCUUGAUAUCGACGUGCGAUCUUGGGAAGACCUAGCAGCAGAUCGACCCAGAUGGAGGUCCACACUACUUAGACAGAUCAAGUCAGGGGAAGAAAAGCUUGUGCACGCAGCAGAAAACAAACGCGCACAACGAAAGCAGCGCCUAAACCCCGAAAGAUCUGAAACUAUUCACAGAUGUGACUUUUGCGGAAAAGAAUGUCUCUCCCGUAUAGGACUUUUCAGCCACAAACGUUGCUGUCAGAGAGAGACAAAAUAG
Molecule: messenger RNA, 1407 nt
Organism: Magallana angulata
Lineage: Eukaryota; Metazoa; Mollusca; Bivalvia; Ostreida; Ostreidae
Exons: 3
Coding region: 1-1407 (468 amino acids)
Source: RefSeq, a predicted model, not a curated record